This is a messenger RNA of Biomphalaria glabrata, 2188 nucleotides long. Its product is annotated as ubiquitin-like protein ATG12. Gene Ontology annotation, biological process: autophagy of mitochondrion; autophagosome assembly; C-terminal protein lipidation. The coding region runs from base 36 to 419 and encodes 127 amino acids. Lineage: Eukaryota; Metazoa; Mollusca; Gastropoda; Planorbidae. The transcript is spliced from 4 exons. The record is from RefSeq and is a predicted model, not a curated record. Gene Ontology annotation, cellular component: cytoplasm; Atg12-Atg5-Atg16 complex; phagophore assembly site membrane.
GACUAUCAAUAAAAAAAUACAGGGCGUAAACAAACAUGACAGAACCAGAAGAUACAUCUCCUGCUUCUGUUACAGCUGAAACUUCGGAGGUUGAAACAAAGCCAGAAAGUCCACAAGCUGUAUCUUCUCCUGAUGUGAAACAGAAAUUAAAUUUGAAAGUUGAUAUACUUCUAAAGCCUGCUGGUGAUGCUCCUAUAAUGAAGAAAAAGAAAUGGACAGUUGAUAGGACAAAACGGAUUUGCUGGGUCUCAGAUUUUAUAAAAAAAUACAUCAAAAUGGAACCAUCAGAAUCUUUGUUCCUCUAUGUCAAUCAAUCUUAUGCACCAUCUCCAGAUACAGACAUAGGAUCUAUAUUUGAUUGCUUUGGUAGCGAUGGUAAACUUGUUCUCCAUUAUUGUAAGUCGCAAGCCUGGGGAUAAUAAAAGUACAUGGAAGUUUGGUAUGAAGUCUUCAUAAUGUUGUUUUGAAAGAAUUCCUUUGCUCUGUUUUUCAUUAUUCAUUUAUAUCACUUGAAUGAUUGUAUUAUUGAAGAGUUACUUUUGUAUGUCUGUUCCUUGAGCUCUAGUAACUGUUGAAUGUAAUAAAGUCCUGUAAUGAUUGAAUUGAUUUAAUUGGAUUUUCUGAGAGAAAAACAACUGAGUUCAUGCUUUAUAUUUAUAUUUGUUUUUGUGGUAUGUUAUUGAAAACUGGCGAAUUGUAAUUUAUUUCAUUUAAUUUUAUAAUUGUAGUUUUUCUGAAGUUACAAUGAACCUCUUGAACUAUUUCAUAUUCACGCUUCAUGGUCCAAUAGAAUUUUAAGAUUGGAAAAUUAAAGCAAUUACACUGUAUGAGCACUUUACAGCAAAUUGUCAAUUAACAGUUGAUACUAGAAAUUAAAAUACAGUUGAAGCCAUAUAGUUAACAAAUUGAAACUUCUAAUAGGCUAGUAGGAUAAGAGCAACCUACACGGUUAAAGUAUAUAUAUGUAGAUUUAGGCCUGCAAAAGCUGAUUUCUGACAGACGUUUUUAACAUCUAGAAAAUUUCUAAUAAUUUUAAAAGAUUAGAUAAUCUAGAUGGCUAUCUGGUUGUGUGGUAUGCGCACUGGACUGUCAUUCGGAUGAUCUCAAUAGUGCCGGUUUCAUACCCUGCCCGCUACCAUCCCCUGUAUUCUUGUGGGAGGUUUGGACUAGGAUGAAAAUUUCUUCAAAUCUGAUGGAACACCUGAAACAUGUAAAAAAAAACAUUUUUACAAACGAAGUAACGUACCCAUUCUGUACAUUUUAGAUAUUUAUUUUAUAUUUUAGUUACUUGAAUGAUGAGGGAUAGGUACUAGUGAUAUUAUGUACUUCUUGAUUACCUGAUGGUUAGGCCUACAAGCUGGCAAUUAACCAAAGUAUACUUCACAAUGAGAAGUUCAUAUCUAUAUUUCUUUUAGCACAUGGCCGCAAAUGAACUAAAAUUGUAUUGGUAGCUAAUGUAUAAUGCUUUUUUUUUAAUGUGACAGUUAUUAGUGGAAAAAAGAAAAAAAAGGACCUUGUCUUCUCUUUAUCUAAUCCCAAGAGUUUAACAUAUGCUUUGUUAUUUCAAUGGUCUACUGUAACUAGCUAGAUUUCAUUUCUAUGGGAGUUACCAUUUAGCUUAUUUUUUAAAAGGUUCAUUUUAGUUAGACCUCGUUGAAUGAAAUUGUGUGGGACCACUUUGAUUGGUUUAAUAAAAUUGUAUGAGCCCAACUCCUGCUUCUCGGCUACAGCACAGCCAGCAUUCUACAACAUAUCUUGGAUGUCUGCCCUUUACAUUUGCUCUGUAUGUUUUCUUUCUUAAAAGACAUACUUUUCAAUGAUUCAACAUAAAUAAUAUGAAAUUACAUUCGAGUCAAAAUAGAAAUGACUAUUAUGUAUGAAAUAGGUAAACAUUUGUUAUUGAGAAGUUCAGAUAAAUGUUGUAAGUAGUUAUCAAGGAAUUUUGUUUUCCUUAUCUAAUAGAGGAUGGAAGGAAGACCCGGAACAUAUUAUAACCAUAUAUUGUAUAUACUGUUUAAGUGUGAAUGUUUACUUCUGUCAUAGUCACAUUUUAUUGCAUUUAAUGAUAAUGUUUGGCUUAUUCUAGAUGUUUUUUUUAAUGUAUUGAUUAAAAAACAGUUUUUAUUUGUACUUUAUAGACAGGGCAUGUCCUUGUCAAGGCAAUACAUUUAUGGUCAUUUUUGAACUA